AUGGAAGAAGGCAACUCUAACGGGACAAUUGGGUCUAGCGAAGGCAAACUACGAUUGUGUCACCAAUUUAUUGUCACCUACUAUUGGAACGAGGCUGCCGAUGGCGCUCAUCGCGUAACAAACAUGAUUCUGGUCCCGAUUCUGAUUAUUCUCGCGGUGUUUGGUGUUGCGCUAAAUUCACUGUUGAUCUUGGCUUACGCGAAGAAUUCUCGCCUACGCACCGUGCCAUCAAUGAUGAUGGUGGCGCUAGCUUGCAGCGAUCUUCUUAUUUCCCUCCUGGUUGAUCCAGUGUACGCCGCCAAAUUGGUGCUGGAAAUUCUUGGCACUUCGUGUUGUCCCCUGUGGAUCGCAUGUCGACUUAUAACAUAUUUCUGUUGUGGGGUGUCUUUUCUAACAAUCCCUAUUAUGAGUAUAGAGAGAUUCAUAACCUUAGCCUAUCCAUACCGACAUCAAACCAUCCUGACACGGCCUCGAUUGAGAUUGGUCGUAAUCAUGACUUGGCUUACACUUUUUCUGUUAGUGAUAUCCCAUCUGCGUUUAGUCCCAGACUCUAUUUUACUGAUUAUCGGCGCACUACUGAACUUCACCGGUCUUGCGAUUGUCAUUUCAAUAUGGAUUUGGAUCCACAGAUUGCUUCGUAAGCACAAAAAAGCCAUACAGACGAUGCAAACACCUUCAGAUGAUCAGUCGCGAAGCAAUACCAAGCAGGUGUUUCGUAACACCAAAACAAGUUACAUUGUUGUUACAUCAGUGUUACUCUGUUAUGUUCCAGCGUUGAUGGCCAUGGUGUAUUUCGCGGUCAGUGAUUCUGUUAGUCAAACAAUGACCUUUGUUGUUGAUCCCUGGGCCGAGGCAUUGAUGUUCUCAAAUGCAGUGAUCAAUCCCUUGUUGGUAAUUUACUGGCAUAGAGAUUUUCGGCUUGGCGUAAGGCAGUGUCUGCCUAACUGGUGCGGGCCUCCUUUAGAGUCUAGAGUUUUCCAAAUAACCACGACUCAACAAUUUACUAAAUAA
Dendronephthya gigantea is the source of this 1011-nucleotide messenger RNA. Its product is annotated as beta-2 adrenergic receptor-like. The record is from RefSeq and is a predicted model, not a curated record. The transcript has a single exon. The coding region runs from base 1 to 1011 and encodes 336 amino acids. Gene Ontology annotation, cellular component: dendrite; membrane. Gene Ontology annotation, biological process: G protein-coupled receptor signaling pathway, coupled to cyclic nucleotide second messenger; chemical synaptic transmission. Gene Ontology annotation, molecular function: neurotransmitter receptor activity; G protein-coupled serotonin receptor activity. Lineage: Eukaryota; Metazoa; Cnidaria; Anthozoa; Malacalcyonacea; Nephtheidae.